Molecule: messenger RNA, 3396 nt
Organism: Tigriopus californicus
Lineage: Eukaryota; Metazoa; Arthropoda; Copepoda; Harpacticoida; Harpacticidae
Gene: qsm
Exons: 10
Coding region: 377-1555 (392 amino acids)
Source: RefSeq, a predicted model, not a curated record
AACCGAACCGCAAUCCCUCGGAUUCUCAAGACUCCCGAGAACUCUUGUUGGAGUAUACUCUAGGAAAGAAAAAAAAAUCCGUUCAGAGUCGUGUUCUAACUUUGAUGGAGUGUAGAUCACGUCCUAUUUGCCGUCAUCGUCGAGUUUUCGGAGUUCUUCCGUCCUUGAAAUCCAGCCAUCGUCGCUUUGAAGCUGCUUCAGCUUGAAUCAGAUUGCAAGCAUUGACUUGACUUGACAUUGUGGGCGGUGCGUGUUAGCUGACGAUGGGGGAGUGUUUCCAGGUCUAAUGCAGAGGAUCCAGUGUUUAAAGAGAUCCUCCGAGCAAUUUUGAAAACCCGUGCUUGAUCCUGUUGUGCGAGAAAAUUGACCACUCACAAUGAAGGCGUGUGGAUUCGUGACACUUUUAGCCUUUUCAUCGACUUGGAUGGGAUCAGCUGUUCAAGCUCAAACCAUACAUAAAGAUCCCAAAUUCAAAGUCUCUUGUACACCACGAGAAAUGAAAGUCGAACUUGUCAAACCUGCAGAUGUCACACAUGUGUACCUGGAACACCUAAAGCAGUACCCAGAAAAAUCUUGCAAACCUGUGAUAGAGGGAGAUAAGGUGACCUUCAGUCUCGAUUUGAAAGAUAUUUUCAAAUGUAUGGUCACCAAGGUCGUCAACAGAGCUUCGGGUCUUCGAGUAUAUUACCAUAGAGUCGUUCUGGAGCACUCAGAAGGUCCGAAACAAUCAUUCUUCGUGAAAUGCAGUUCCGCAUUCAAUUCGACAGGUUCGGCUGGUGUGGAUUCGAAAAUCUCCAAAAGAUCGGCGCAAAGGGAAGAAAUCCGAUUCAUUGAGGAUGAAGAAAUUGAAAUCACAGGCGAGGUCACCGGGCGAGCUCCCAUUCCUGAACUGAUUUCAGGGGUCCGACAGAACAAUGUCCUGAUUGAUGACGAAUUGACAGUCAAGCCAGGAACGCCCUUAGAAAUGGAAAUUGGUUUGGAUCGCGCCUCAUCUGACAUUUAUGGAGUCAGUGUGUCCUACAUGGAGGUCACUGACACCAAGUCCAAAGCUGAAUCCCUUAUCUUCAACGGAUGCUCAGUGGAUCCACAACUGUUCCAAAAUUUCAAGACUGAGGAUGGAGACCAACUUCGCGCGGAGUUCAGGGCGUUCAAAUUCCCAGAAAGCAACUUUGUCCUCUUCAAGGGCAUGGUUAAUGUUUGUCUCGAUUGGUGUACAGCUGUCAAAUGUGCCAACGGAGAAGUUGGAUAUGGAAAGCGACGUCGGCGAGAUGUGUCUGAUGACGAGGCUUCCCGAAUUAACAAGAUUUACGAAGUCAGCAUGGCCACCAUUGUCAAAGUUGCAGAAGAACCCGUUGAAGGAAAGCCUGCGGAUCUAUGGCUAGAAAAAGCCACCCUGCAAGAAGUUUUACAUCCGGAUGAUGCCGCCAUCGCUGCCUUGAGCGAGGAGUUUGGAGCUUACAAGUACAUCGAUUUCCAAAGCUCAUCCUCGUCGUUAUCAGCGUCAGUUGGACUCGUCUUUCUCAUUGGGCUUCUUCACCACAUAAUGGCCUUUUAAAUUCAAAAGACAUUGUAACCACUCCUUUUGGCAUUAUUCUAACGUACUUGAAUCUCCACGCCCAGUUCAGUCCCCAGCCCUCCAGCCUUGCUCACCCGAUUCGGCAUCAUUUAAAGAAGAAGAAAAAAAUUAGUUAUUAAGGCUGGAUACAAUUUUUAUGUGUUUUUUCUAUGCGACUAAUCAAGACUGAACGACAACUCGACGGACCCCAGUGUCAUUAGGAUAUAAGGCCAUGCUAAGAGGUGUUCCAACAAUAGUGCUUCAUACCUGUCGUUACCACCAAGAAGAGAGAGGGAUCACCAACUUGGACUCGGCACUUUGCCACGUUUUCUGUGUUUGUGACUUGACGGACUUUCAUAUCAAGGCAUUCGAUGUAGGCAUGUGGCCUAUUCGGCUGGAUGGGACAAGUGUGUGCUGGUGCAUCGAUGAUCUCAAAGGAUAUGCUGAGCAUUGAAUCGUUGGCAUUUUUUCUGGAGGUUUGUGCAUUUUCUUUUCCUGAAGUACCGAAGUCGCUGUGGUCGUCCAAGACUCUCUGACCUGCUUUGCACGCCUAUCCUACCAAGAUCGAAUCCGAUGUCUUCCAAUCCAGUCCAAGGUCACCGCCCUAUUUGCCGAAAGCGAAUCAAGCCAUGCAGUGUGACUACGAAAGAGGUGGAACCAAAAAUAUCCUCCAAAAAAUUAAUAACCAAAGAAAAAACUUCCCCUCAAGUACGCCAUACUUGGAGUUCAUUACUGCCGAUCCUUAUCUCAACCUCGGAGGAACCCUUUUUCUACUCAAAAAAACAACUACAUUUGGUCAGUUAUUUGAGAUUGAAGAAGUGAAUGACUCAAACGAAGCUUUUUUCCUUGUCUCGGUCUCUAGUGAACGGGUUUGAUCAAGAUCUUUACAAACCCCAGCCAUCUAGAGAAAGUUCCAUCAUCAAAAUCCGAGAGUGAACACCUUGAAGAGUAUGAAACCCCAAUAUCGUUUACAUUAACCCCUCCAAGUAAAACCACGCAUGCUUACUUUUUUGCCUUUUCCCAACAUCCUGAUUGUACCUUCCACAAGUACCUUCACAAAAUUGUGCUUUUUAUGUUUGCAUGCAAAUACAGUAGAACUACUUUUGAGUAACAAUAGGAUUAGCCCUUACAGGAGCUGAAACUUGUGUUUCCUCCAAUCCAUAAGCUAACCCUCCAAUACCCAUUGCACAUUGAUAAUCUUGACAAGAAUGACGGGCUGUGAGCCAGAGUCCUCGGAUACCAUCAGCAAUUGUCUGACAAGCACUCGAACCAUGUUCCACACCACCUAUUUUCUCAGCAAUCCCAUUGAGGGCUUCAACUCGAGUCCAAUUUCUGUCAAUACCCUUACAAUCUUGUAGUUGUUAACACCCAAAACUAUGAUGACCUAACAAUGAAUCUUUAAACUGUACACUCAAGCAACCCGGUGGUCACAGAGUAUUCGAAUUUGAACCGGUUUGCAAGGUGUUGUCAGGGUGACUGUGAUUUUCUGUUCAAGCUGCACUCGUCUAUAUCACAACCAAAUUCAUUUCCGAAAGCUUGUUCCCCAUCUUACCAGAAGGAAAUGUCAUUUACAUCCAUGGAAGCCCUGACAUGAUCCAUGCACAACCUGGUCCAAUUUAUGACUCUGGACCGAGAAAUUCCGACUUGCAAAGAGCCAUAUAUGUUUCUCCACUAUAAUCUGAAAGGGUUCCAGGGAGCUUUUUGUGUCUUCUUUUUUCAAUGGAACAAACAAUUGCCAUUCCAAGAUUGAUUCGACGACUUAUUCGGGUUAGAUUGAAGACUUGAAGAAAUCAGCUGACUUUUGUACCAUAAAAAGAAAUAAAAUGUUAACAAACCUCUUA